Molecule: messenger RNA, 3673 nt
Organism: Bubalus bubalis (water buffalo)
Lineage: Eukaryota; Metazoa; Chordata; Mammalia; Artiodactyla; Bovidae
Gene: GRID1
Product: glutamate ionotropic receptor delta type subunit 1
Exons: 17
Coding region: 225-3377 (1050 amino acids)
Biological process (GO): monoatomic ion transport; synaptic transmission, glutamatergic; modulation of chemical synaptic transmission
Cellular component (GO): plasma membrane; postsynaptic membrane
Molecular function (GO): transmitter-gated monoatomic ion channel activity involved in regulation of postsynaptic membrane potential; glutamate-gated receptor activity
Source: RefSeq, a predicted model, not a curated record
AGCCACCACCGGAGCCGGAGCGGGAGCCCGACCGCGCCGGGCUGGGCUGGGCUGGGCUGGGGCGGGCUCAGGGCGCAGGGGCGGGCGCGCGGGGGAAGACGCACGGGCGGGCUCGGCUUUCCCGGGGAGCGGCCCGGGACUGCACCCCGACCGGCGCCUCCCCGCUCCGCGCUGCCCUCGGCCUCGCCCCGGGCCCGGGCGGAUGAGCCGCGCGCCCGGGGGACAUGGAAGCGUUGACGCUGUGGCUUCUCCCCUGGAUAUGCCAGUGCGUGUCGGUGCGGGCCGACUCCAUCAUCCACAUCGGUGCCAUCUUCGAGGAGAACGCGGCCAAGGACGACAGGGUGUUCCAGCUGGCUGUAUCGGACCUAAGCCUCAACGAUGACAUCCUGCAGAGCGAGAAGAUCACUUACUCCAUCAAGGUCAUCGAGGCCAACAAUCCGUUCCAGGCCGUGCAGGAAGCCUGUGACCUCAUGACCCAGGGGAUUUUGGCCUUGGUCACGUCCACCGGUUGUGCAUCUGCCAACGCCCUGCAGUCCCUCACAGACGCGAUGCACAUCCCGCAUCUCUUUGUCCAGCGCAACCCAGGGGGCUCUCCGCGCACCGCCUGCCAUCUGAACCCCAGCCCCGAUGGCGAGGCCUACACGCUGGCCUCCAGACCGCCUGUGCGCCUCAAUGACGUCAUGCUCAGGCUGGUGACAGAGCUGCGCUGGCAGAAGUUUGUCAUGUUCUACGACAGCGAGUAUGAUAUCCGCGGGCUCCAAAGCUUUCUGGACCAGGCCUCGAGGCUGGGCCUUGACGUGUCUUUACAAAAGGUGGACAAGAACAUUAGCCACGUGUUCACCAGCCUCUUCACCACGAUGAAGACGGAGGAGCUGAACCGCUACCGAGACACGCUGCGCCGUGCCAUCCUGCUGCUGAGCCCGCAGGGGGCGCACUCCUUCAUCAACGAGGUUAGGUUUGAUGCAGAGCACUCCAGUCCACAAUCCAUUUUGGCCCUGGGCUUCAUCUCAUCUUCUUGGAGGAGAUUCUAUCCAUCCAUGUGUCCAUGUGUCCACCCACCUGUCCAUGCAUCCGCUGUGGAGACCAACCUGGCUUCCAAGGACAGCCACUGGGUCUUUGUGAAUGAGGAAAUCAGUGACCCAGAGAUCCUGGAUCUGGUCCACAGCGCCCUUGGCAGGAUGACUGUGGUCCGGCAGAUCUUCCCUUCUGCAAAGGACAACCAGAAAUGCAUGAGGAACAACCACCGCAUCUCCUCCUUGCUCUGCGACCCCCAGGAAGGCUACCUCCAGAUGCUGCAGAUCUCCAACCUCUACCUGUAUGACAGUGUCCUGAUGCUGGCCAACGCCUUCCACAGGAAGCUGGAGGACCGGAAGUGGCACAGCAUGGCAAGCCUCAACUGUAUCCGAAAGUCCACCAAGCCGUGGAAUGGAGGGAGGUCUAUGCUAGACACAAUCAAGAAGGGCCACAUCACUGGCCUCACAGGCGUGAUGGAGUUUCGGGAAGACAGCUCGAAUCCCUACGUGCAGUUUGAGAUCCUUGGCACGACCUACAGUGAGACCUUUGGUAAAGACAUGAGGAAGCUGGCGACGUGGGACUCGGAGAAGGGCCUGAAUGGCAGCCUGCAGGAAAGGCCCAUGGGCAGCCGCCUCCAAGGACUGACUCUCAAAGUGGUGACUGUCUUGGAAGAACCUUUUGUGAUGGUGGCUGAGAAUAUUCUUGGACAGCCCAAGCGCUACAAAGGGUUCUCCAUCGAUGUCCUGGAUGCACUGGCCAAGGCUCUGGGCUUCAAAUACGAGAUUUACCAGGCCCCCGAUGGCAGGUACGGUCACCAGCUCCAUAACACCUCCUGGAACGGGAUGAUCGGGGAGCUCAUCAGCAAGAGAGCAGAUCUGGCCAUCUCCGCCAUCACCAUCACCCCGGAGAGGGAGAGCGUUGUGGACUUCAGCAAGCGGUACAUGGACUACUCGGUGGGAAUCCUCAUCAAGAAGCCCGAGGAGAAAAUCAGCAUCUUCUCCCUCUUUGCUCCAUUUGAUUUUGCCGUGUGGGCUUGCAUUGCGGCAGCCAUCCCCGUGGUUGGUGUGCUGAUCUUCGUGUUGAACCGGAUUCAGGCCGUGAGGGCUCAGAGUGCAGCCCAGCCCAGGCCCUCUGCUUCCGCCACCUUGCACAGCGCCAUCUGGAUUGUCUACGGAGCCUUCGUACAGCAAGGUGGAGAAUCCUCAGCGAACUCCAUGGCCAUGAGAAUUGUGAUGGGCAGCUGGUGGCUCUUCACUCUCAUCGUGUGUUCCUCCUACACAGCCAAUCUCGCCGCCUUCCUCACGGUGUCCAGGAUGGACAACCCCAUAAGGACGUUCCAGGACCUGUCCAAGCAAGUGGAGAUGUCCUACGGCACUGUCCGGGAUUCUGCUGUGUACGAGUACUUCCGAGCCAAGGGCACCAACCCUCUGGAGCAAGACAGCACGUUUGCUGAGCUCUGGCGGACCAUCAGCAAGAACGGAGGGGCUGACAACUGUGUGUCCAGUCCUUCUGAAGGCAUCAGGAAGGCAAAGAAGGGGAACUACGCCUUUCUCUGGGAUGUAGCCGUGGUGGAGUAUGCAGCGCUGACGGAUGAUGACUGCUCUGUGACCGUCAUUGCCAACAGUGUGAGCAGCAAGGGCUAUGGCAUCGCCCUGCAGCACGGCAGCCCCUACAGGGAUCUCUUCUCGCAGAGGAUCCUGGAGCUUCAGGACACUGGAGACCUGGAUGUGCUCAAGCAGAAGUGGUGGCCGCACACGGGCCGCUGCGACCUCACCAGCCACGCCAGCGCCCAGGCGGAUGGCAAGUCCCUCAAGCUGCACAGCUUCGCUGGAGUCUUCUGCAUCUUGGCCAUUGGCCUCCUCCUCGCCUGCCUGGUGGCUGCCCUGGAGUUGUGGUGGAACAGCAACCGGUGCCACCAGGAGACCCCCAAAGAGGACAAAGAAGUGAAUCUGGAGCAGGUCCAUCGGCGCAUGAAUAGUCUAAUGGAUGAAGACAUUGCUCACAAGCAGAUUUCUCCAGCGUCCAUUGAGCUCUCGGCCCUGGAGAUGGGGGGCCUGGCUCCCAGCCAGGCCUUGGAGCCCACGCGAGAGUACCAGAACACGCAGCUCUCGGUCAGCACCUUCCUGCCGGAGCAAAGCAGCCACGGCACCAGCCGGACACUCUCAUCAGGGCCCAGCAGCAACCUGCCUCUGCCACUGAGCAGCUCGGCCACCAUGCCCUCCAUGCAGUGCAAACACAGGUCGCCCAACGGGGGGCUGUUCCGCCAGAGCCCGGUGAAGACCCCCAUCCCCAUGUCCUUCCAGCCCGUGCCUGGAGGCGUCCUUCCGGAGGCCUUGGACACCUCCCACGGCACCUCCAUUUGACCGCGCCGCCUGCCCUCCUGCCCGCCCAUCCACCCACCCGACCAGCAGAGCUUUUUAAUACCAGAAAACUACAACACAAACCACACACACGCGCGCGCGUGCGUGCGCGCACACACACACACAGAGACUCUUUCAUUUUUCUUGUAUAUACGUGUAAAUAAUGACAGAAUGGAGUGGGGUAAAAGUGUAUUUUGAAUAUUCCCAAUUUUCGAAGUCAGUAAAAAAAAAAAACAAAACCUGUAUGAAUGACUUUGUAAAUUUUGUUCUAUAUGAAUAAAAUGGCAAAUUACUUGUGA